GUUAAGCAUGGCGGAUGUUAGACACGUGUGCUGUAUGUGCGGUGACAUCGGCUUCUCCGACAAGCUCUUCCAGUGCCUUCGUUGCCUCUAUCGCUUCCAACACUCUUACUGCAGUAACUAUUACCGUGAGGAAUCAUCUACCGAGCAAACCGCCGGCCUUUGCGACUGGUGCAGAAGCGAGGAGCACAGGGCCGACGGCCGGGGCGGCUGGCCGCCGCAGGUAAUAAAGCAGGCAAGCAGGGUGGCGAUCGUGUUGACGGUAGCGGGAGCACAGGCAGAGGACGGAGCUCCGGUGUCGGUCCGCCGUCGACCUCCUCCUCCUCCUCCUCCUCCGCCAAACAGUCCGGUCGGCGGUAUAAGCUUCUCAAGGACGUACUGUGCUAAUCCCCCCCACUCAGGAAAAAAUAUCACGUACGUGUAAUCCACUCAUACGGAUACGUGCGGAUUAUGAGAACAGAUAGAGAGUCUCUCUCUACUCUCUCUCUCUAAAUCAUAAAUUUUUUUUUUUUUGUGUUCAUGAAG
Messenger RNA from Phalaenopsis equestris, 522 nucleotides. RefSeq lists its product as uncharacterized. The record is from RefSeq and is a predicted model, not a curated record. The transcript is spliced from 2 exons. The coding region runs from base 8 to 421 and encodes 137 amino acids. Lineage: Eukaryota; Viridiplantae; Streptophyta; Magnoliopsida; Asparagales; Orchidaceae.